Anastrepha obliqua is the source of this 2583-nucleotide messenger RNA. RefSeq names its product monocarboxylate transporter 13. The transcript is spliced from 7 exons. Gene Ontology annotation, biological process: monocarboxylic acid transport; transmembrane transport. Lineage: Eukaryota; Metazoa; Arthropoda; Insecta; Diptera; Tephritidae. Gene Ontology annotation, molecular function: monocarboxylic acid transmembrane transporter activity. The coding region runs from base 767 to 2206 and encodes 479 amino acids. The record is from RefSeq and is a predicted model, not a curated record.
GGAGAAGUGACAUCUACUUUGAUCUGCACAUACGAAAAAAUUCUGAUUAAUCCGUUUAGCUGUAAGCAUAAUUCUUUACUCGCACUCGCGCUUUAGCACCUUUACUCGUGUUGAGUGGAAAAUUAAUUCAAUUAUGUCAAAUAAAGAGGGCCGCUGUAGUCGAAUUUGUUGGUGCAUGACUACCAUUCGGAAGUGCGUAGGUUCGAAUCUCCGUGCAUGAAGCACCAAAUGAUAGAACAAGUUUUUACUAAUAGCCAUCGUCCCUUGGCCGACAAUUGUAUAGUAUUUCUGUCAUGAAAAAGCUCCUCUUAAAAAAUAUAUCUGCCGUUCGGAGUCGGCUUAAAACUGUAGGUCCCUCGAUUUGUGAAACAACAUCAAGACGCGCACCACAAAUAGGAGGAGGAGCCCGGCCAAACACCAAAAUAGGUGCAAGUGUGAAUUAUAUACAUUAUGUACAUAUGUAUAUGUAAUAUACAUAUGCCAAAUAGUUGCUGCUAGUAGAGAGAAAAGCCACAAACAAAUGGAAUAUCUCUAUAGUCGAUCAUCUGCGCCAUAAAUUUCGAAUUAUAUAAACGCCACAAUUUUUCCGUCGCUUACCUGAUAAAAAUAUAAGUUAUCUCAUAUACUAGCAGUCAUGCGAGUGUUUGUAUUUUGCUACCUUCCUAGAGGAAACAAUAAUUGACAGUUGGGUAUACAAAAACCAAAACUGAAUAGCAUAAGGAUAUCUUUAUUUUGUAAUAAAGUAGAUAGUAACUUUAGUUGAAAUAUGGAUGCUCCACAACCGGGCGUAUCUGUGCCAGAUGGUGGAUGGGGUUGGGUGAUUGUGGGUGCAGUGGCAUUGAUAAAUAUGACCAAUCAAUAUAUUCACUCCGUUUUCGGUCUGCUCUUUGGUGCCAAAUUGCAGAGUAUGCAGGAGUACACCUAUACUGCUGCAUUAAUUUUGAACUUGAGCAGCUUGACCUUGAAUUUUUCCGGUUUAUUUAUUGGCCCGGCCAUAAAGGCAUUCAAACCACGCAGCGUAGCAGCUAUAGGCAUAUUGCUUGUCUCGAACGGAUUGUUCCUUUGUUCAUUUGCAUCAGAAAGUUGGCAUUUCAUUGUCGGUUAUAGUUUAUUUGUCGGCCUCGGACUCGGUUUAAUUACACCAUCAACCUUUAUGGCCAUAAAUUCAUAUUUUAGUGCAAAACGCGGCCGCGCUGUGGGAUUAGCCUUAGCUGGUUCAGGUAUAGGUCAGGUGACGGUGCCACAUUUAGUGCGCUUACUUCUAGAUAAUUACGGAUUUCAAAUUACUGUUCUGGCUAUGGCACUAUUUUCGCUUAUAGGCCUUAUGGGUGCCGCAUUGCUAAAGCCAUUAGCACCUCCAAUCAGACAUAAUAAUCGACAGCAUGUACGUCUAUUGUUAUCAACCGAUGAUGAGAAAAACAAAACAAUACCGCCACAGUGUGAAGUACAUAUAGUUGAAUCCAAUGAAUUGGUAAAAAAAGGAGACCCUCAUGCACAGCUUGCACCUCGACGAGAUACAAGUUAUUGCAGCAAAGUUGGUCAGCGUUUGGUGCAAGCCAUGGAUUUGGAAUUGCUUAAAGAUGUAACGUUCUGGAGUAUAAUCGUUGGUAUGGGACUGGUGUAUACUUCUACUAUACAGUUUACUAUGCUCUUCCCACAUUUUUUACAGUACUCAGUUGGGCUUACCACAUUCAAUACAGCAACCUGCAUGUCUGCUGUUGCUGGCGCUGACAUAGUGUGUCGGCUUUUACUGCCUUGCAUCACUGACAAGCUAAAUGUACCUUAUCGGGUUGUUUUCCUGCUGGGUACGGUUGGCCUACUCAUUUCGCGCGCUGCUCUGGCCGAAUCUAUGGAUAUGACCACAAUCAUUGUUAUGUCCAUUUUCACUGGUAUGACCAAAUCCGCCACUGUGUUAAAUAACAACCUAACAAUUUCAAGCCACUGUCGACCGGAAAAAUUACCAGGCGGCUUGGGUUUGAAUAUGAUUGCCAAAGGUGUGCUAGUUAUCACUGUUGGUCAAUUACUUGGCUGGAUACGUGAUUACACACACUCUUACAUACUAUGUUUGCAUGCACAAAAUAUUUUGCUGUUACUGGUAGUCUUGGUUUGGGUGCCAGAGCUUUUUUGGCGUUAUAAAAAGGAGCGCAAAGUAAGGAGAGAGGCUGCGGUCGAAAGAGAGGAGUAUAAUAAAAUGAGUACGUGCUAAUACUACGAAGUUUUCACAAUGCAAUAUUUUAAGCCAGUAUUAAUUUCAUCAAAACUUAAAUUUAAUCCUAACAAUCUCAUACUAAGUUUUUAAAAUUGACCACAACAGUAACACCAUUUUAUAUUUAAGAACUCAUUCAUCACUAAAUUUGUAAUUCGACAACAAGACAUUGUGAUAUUUUAAAAUGUAAAAUCGUGUAUAAAUGCCAGUAAGGUAUACAUAAGACUAUCUUUUAUUGUAGUUAAUAAGGGUUUUCGAUUGAAAUUUGUAUAUGUAUUGAAAGUAUAAGCCAAAGAAUUUAGGACUCAUAAAUUUAUUAAUUUAUCUUAUAAUAUAUGAAAUAAAAAUUAGUUUUUUAAUAUGUUUUUAAGAUCUUA